Messenger RNA from Fusarium oxysporum Fo47, 1638 nucleotides. Its product is annotated as Alpha/Beta hydrolase protein. Gene Ontology annotation, biological process: medium-chain fatty acid biosynthetic process; medium-chain fatty acid catabolic process. The coding region runs from base 226 to 1500 and encodes 424 amino acids. Gene Ontology annotation, molecular function: monoacylglycerol lipase activity; acetylesterase activity. The record is from RefSeq and is a predicted model, not a curated record. NCBI's taxonomy places the organism in Eukaryota, Fungi, Ascomycota, Sordariomycetes, Hypocreales, Nectriaceae. The transcript is spliced from 7 exons.
CUAGAACCAGGCUACCUUGCCAGGGCAUGGAAGUCGUUCCGUUUUGUCGUCGGAGGAUGGAGGGGCAAUUUGCUGGUUGAUAAAUGCCAAAAAUCUAUUAAUACGUCCCUACCCUCACCCCCUUUCAGCUGUAUCCAUCUUUGCUUGUGCUCGAUUCUUCUCUUCUCUUCACGCGGGUCUGAAAGUGGUUCACAUACGUCGGUCACGGCUUGUACGGAUCUCAUCAUGGAGUGGCUUGGACACGCAGAACUCAACUUCACUCAUGCGCCUUCACCACGAAAGGUGCAAGAGAAAGAUGGCAAUGUCACCGAUCUCUUAUCCAUCUGCGAAAAGGCAACACCGCCAUGCCGACUGAACCCACUGCUCUUCAAUGGCCACCUGCAGACGAUGUGGACAGCGACCAAGCCUGCUGGACCCAAGAUUUACUAUAAGCGCAAGAUUUUUGACGCUGACCACAAGAUCUACCAUGGAACGUUCGCUGUGGACUUUGCUGUUGAGCCUUUUGAGGCCCCUGAGGACCCUUCAUUGUCUCGACGAACAGCAUACUUCACCCCGGAAGAGUUUGAGCAUAUCGGGUCAGACGACCACAAGCCCAUGCUUGUUGUUCUGCAUGGUCUUUCAGGUGGUUCUCACGAGAUCUACCUUCGACAUACUAUUGCGCCAUUGAUUGGCGAGGGCGGCUGGGAAGUCUGCGUUGUUAACUCGCGAGGUUGUGCGCGCAGCAAGAUCACCAGUGGUGUCUUGUACAACGCUCGAGCGACAUGGGAUAUUCGUCAGACAAUAAAAUGGUUACAGAAAACUUUCCCUAACCGACCUUUGUUCGGCCUAGGGUUCUCUCUCGGAGCGAACAUGCUCACAAACUAUUGUGGCGAGGAGGGUCCCAACUGUGUCCUCAAAGGAGCAGUUGUAUGCAGCAACCCAUUCAAUCUAGAAGUUUCCAGCAAGAUCCUACAGAACAGCUACAUCGGCAAAGAAGUUUAUCUUCGAGUCAUGGGGAGUGCUUUGAAGGAACUCGCUGCCACACAUAGAACUGAGUUGGAAAAGUACAGCAAAAUCGAUGUCGAGGCCGUGAUGAACAUCACGUAUCUCUAUGAGUUUGAUCGCCUCAUCCAAUGUCCUUCUUGGGGGUAUCCGACGGAGAGUGCAUACUACCGCGAUGCUUCAUCGGUGGAUUCCAUUCUUUCCAUUGAGAUUCCUUUCCUGGCUGUCCACUCAACUGAUGAUCCGAUUGCUGUUAAGGAAGCUAUUCCCUAUGAAGAAUUCAAACAGAAUCCCAACACUGUCCUUCUCACCUCUAGCCUGGGAGGACAUCUGUGCUGGUUUGAAACCUCGGGCGAUCGUUGGUUUACAAAACCUGUUGCCAACUUCUUAAAUCAUCUUGCUUUCAAGACUGAUCUCAAUGAUCUCAGGCCUCUCGUCAACCCCAACAACAAUGAUCAUUUAGCCGACGGACAUGGCUACAUCCCCAUGCGACGCAAGCUGGUCAUUGUGGAAGACUAAGCUGCCGACUUGACACAAAGUCAACCCAUUCCAAAGAACUCUAAGAAAGGCCCCUCGACGCAGUCGAUGACCACAAGUAGAUUAGCACAGUAUAGACAUUUAUAGAAGCGCGUUUAUAGAUCAUAGAUUUGACACAGA